This is a messenger RNA of Lodderomyces oxycetoniae, 1335 nucleotides long. It is a transcript of the gene AAT1, whose product is annotated as aspartate transaminase. Gene Ontology annotation, molecular function: pyridoxal phosphate binding; L-aspartate:2-oxoglutarate transaminase activity. Gene Ontology annotation, biological process: biosynthetic process; L-aspartate catabolic process. The record is from RefSeq and is a predicted model, not a curated record. NCBI's taxonomy places the organism in Eukaryota, Fungi, Ascomycota, Pichiomycetes, Serinales, Debaryomycetaceae. Gene Ontology annotation, cellular component: mitochondrion. The coding region runs from base 1 to 1335 and encodes 444 amino acids. The transcript has a single exon.
AUGUAUAGGACUCAAUUACUCAGAUCUCAAAACCAAUGUCUUUUCCAACAACAACACGCGUUGUUGGUUAGAUCACUUUCUUCCACAGUAACCAAAUUCUCCAAGUUUGGUGAUAUUCCAUUGGCUCCUCCUGAUAAGAUUUUGGGUAUAACCGAAGCUUUUAACAAUGACUCAAACCCAAACAAGAUCAAUUUGGGUGUUGGCGCUUAUAGGGACAAUUCCGGUAGACCAAUCAUUUUCCCAAGUGUUAAGGAAGCUGAAAAGAUUCUUUUACAAAAAGAGACUGAAAAGGAAUAUACUCCAAUUAUUGGUUCAAAGAAAUUCCAAAACAUUGUCAAGAAUUUCAUUUUCAACAAUUCUAACAAGGAUGCCAAUGGUAAGCAAUUGAUUGAUGAUGGUAGAAUAGUUACAUCCCAAACUAUUUCAGGUACUGGGUCAUUGAGAGUUAUUGCUGAUUUCUUGAAUAGAUUUUAUGAUACAUCAAAAAAGAUUUUGGUUCCAAAGCCAACUUGGGCCAACCACGUUGCUGUUUUCAAAGAUGCUGGUUUAAAGCCUGAAUUUUACACAUAUUAUGAAACCAGCCAAAACGACUUGGACUUUGAAAACUUGCAAAAAUCCUUAAAAUCUCAACCCAAGGGCUCUAUAAUCUUGCUUCAUGCAUGUUGUCACAAUCCAACAGGUAUGGACUUGACCAAUGAGCAAUGGGAUCAAGUAUUGCAAAUCAUUCAAGACCAACAAUUUUACCCAUUGGUAGAUAUGGCAUACCAAGGUUUUGCUAGCGGUAAGCCAUACCAAGACAUUGACUUGAUUCGUAAAUUAACCAAAUUAGCCAAUGAGAACAAGAUCCCCGAAUUUGCCUUGUGUCAGUCAUUUGCUAAGAAUAUGGGAUUAUACGGUGAAAGAACAGGUUCAUUAUCCAUAAUUACAUCGAGUGCCUCCAAGUCAAAAGCAAUUGAAUCCCAAUUAAAGAAGUUGAUUCGUCCAAUUUAUUCAUCACCACCAAUUCACGGAUCUAAAAUCGUUGAAGUUAUCUUUGACGAAUCAAGCGGCUUGUUGCCUCAAUGGCUCAGCGAGUUGGACCAAGUAGUUGGCAGAUUAAACACUGUACGUCAAAAAUUGUAUGACAAUUUAGACAAGACCAAUUAUAACUGGGACCAUUUGUUGAAACAAAGAGGUAUGUUUGUAUACACAGGAUUGUCACCAGAGCAAGUUGCUGAAUUGAGGAGCAAAUAUAGUGUUUACGCAACAGAUGACGGAAGAUUCAGUAUCUCGGGUAUCAAUGAUGGUAAUGUUGAAUACUUGGCUAAUGCAAUUAACGAGGUUAUUAAGAAAUAA